This is a messenger RNA of Aegilops tauschii subsp. strangulata, 1098 nucleotides long. The record is from RefSeq and is a predicted model, not a curated record. NCBI's taxonomy places the organism in Eukaryota, Viridiplantae, Streptophyta, Magnoliopsida, Poales, Poaceae.
AUGGCGCCCAAGAAGAAACCCGGUGCUACAGCUCACCCGUCCAUCUCAAAGGUUCCGCCGCCUGCGGCCACCUACGCCGCGGGGGAUGCGGAGGCCCAUGAGGAUGUGGGCACUGCAGGGGACGCGGUUGACGCAGGAGGUGGCGUCACCACCUCCCCCGCGGCCGAAACAGGAGCGGGAAGCACCGGAGGAGAGCAACAUCAGCAAGAUCCCAGCGGCCAUGCUCCACGAGGUACGGGCAAAGGGGUUAUUCCACCUGUACCUCUUCCCCUCGCCGAAGGGCACAACCAAAGUGGUGGCGCCCGGUCUGGGGCGAAUCGCCGCCCUCCGGCCGCCCCCGCCACGGGCACGGCCGCGGCGUGCGCGCCUCCCCCAGAACAGGUUGACCCAGCCACUGUGCCCAAUGGAGCCGCUGGCCCUCAAGCGCCUUCACCUCGUCACCGUGCCCUCCAAGUGGCUGGCUCGCAACAGCAAGGGCGCGACGCUGUCGCCACCGGCACUGUCAGAAGUCGGGCGAUGGUGCGGUCUACAUCAUCAUCACCGAUGCCAAGCACCGCCACGGAGGCCAUGGCACGUGCCCAGCUGCUGCUGAGGUUUCCAUCGGCGGCCGAUCAGAUGGACGAAUGGAGAGCCACCAUUCAGAGUCUGAUUGGCUUCGUCGAGGCUGGGGGCUCACAGCGAGCCGGCCCAUCACAGCCUCCCCAAGCGAUGACAACGACUCGCGGUGCUGGUCAUACGGAGGGGGCCACCCCACGGUGCAGUCCCCACCCUGGCAACCAGCGCAGGAGUGGAAGAACCAAGAACCCAACGAUGCCUCGAUGGCCUCUUCCAACCCUCGAGCACGUCCAAGUCAACGGCGAGCACCGGAGGUCAGGCAGAGGGGAGACGCGCACGUCAUCAUCGAGCGACGCUGCGACGACCACCGCCGGACCAAUGGGUGCGAUGGUCUCGAUGUUGAUGAGCCUGCGCUCGAGGACAGCGGGUGCCUGCCUUUUGAGGUUGGGUGCCCUGCCUUUACUCAUGAGUUGCAGCAAGUCUGUUGGCCAUCCGCUCGCACGUUCAAGCCAGAGAUACCAGAGAAGUAUGAUGGAAGGUUGA